Messenger RNA from Pseudogymnoascus verrucosus, 2143 nucleotides. It is a transcript of the gene SSN3, whose product is annotated as cyclin-dependent protein kinase. Gene Ontology annotation, biological process: protein phosphorylation. Gene Ontology annotation, cellular component: mediator complex; nucleus. Gene Ontology annotation, molecular function: ATP binding; cyclin-dependent protein serine/threonine kinase activity; RNA polymerase II CTD heptapeptide repeat kinase activity. The record is from RefSeq and is a predicted model, not a curated record. Bases 524 to 1855 code for a protein of 443 amino acids. The transcript has 2 exons. Lineage: Eukaryota; Fungi; Ascomycota; Leotiomycetes; Thelebolales; Thelebolaceae.
CAACUAUUCCCCGCGAUUUUGGCCACCGGCCACCGGAUAAACUCACACCCACUUCCGAACGCGUAUCCGCAUUAAUUCACCCCCACCACCUUCCCCCCAACCACAACUCCACAGAUUCGAUAUAAAUGACAACCAACCCAUAAGCCACAUUCACCACCACCGCCGACUGUCCAUAUUGGGCCCUUUACGUUGAACCCCCUGGAGAUCUACCGUUUCUGCAUAAUCUCACCACAUGGAUUCAAACCCCCUCUAUUGACGUAAAUAAAGACAUAUAUUAUCAAACCAAAAGAGCGACGUGCACGCGCAGCUUUUGCCCUACGUUCCUUCUCAUCACUCCGUCGCCGGACUACCCGGAGCUCGUUCCUUCGCACCCUCCCCCCCGGUGGAAUAUCUCCGAGGCCCGUCGGCGCCCGAGACACGCCUGCAUAUCUCGCCUGAGCCUUCAAAGCAGCUCGUGUUGGGGAAUCGCCCCCUCCCCCCCACGCCGCGCCGUUCCUUCUCGGGUGAAGCAUGAUAGACAGCAAUGAGCCUGGCCAACAAUAACCCGCCCUCUUCGGCCAGCGGGCCAUCAUCCGCCGCUGCGGCAAAACAAAACCUAAAGAGGAGUGUGCAGCAGGCCUUUGAAGAACCCGCGGACAGAAGCAGCGGCCAUGUUGCAUAUCAGAGCAAGGUCCGAGUCGUUGACCGAUACAAGGUCAUCGGGUUCAUUAGUAGUGGUACUUAUGGCCGAGUUUACAAAGCGGCAGGCCGCCUUGGACAGACAGGGGAAUUUGCGAUAAAGAAGUUCAAGCCCGACAAGGAGGGUGAGCAGAUUCAUUACACUGGCAUAUCACAGUCAGCUGUACGAGAGAUGGCGCUAUGCUCAGAACUGAGCCAUAUUAAUGUUAUCAAACUCAUUGAGAUCAUAUUGGAGGAUAAAUGCAUCUACAUGGUCUUUGAGUAUGCGGAGCACGAUCUCUUGCAGAUCAUCCACCACCACACACAACCAACACGCCAUCCAAUACCAUCCGCAACAGUUAAGAGUAUCAUGUUUCAGUUACUGAACGGCUGUCAGUACCUGCACAGCAACUGGGUCCUUCACCGAGACUUAAAACCUGCAAACAUCAUGGUAACAUCUGCUGGAGAGGUUCGAAUUGGAGACUUGGGGCUGGCUCGACUUUUCAGCAAGCCUCUGCACUCAUUAUUCAGCGGAGAUAAGGUCGUUGUCACAAUUUGGUACAGAGCACCCGAGUUGCUUCUGGGGAGCCGGCAUUAUACCCCUGCUAUAGACAUGUGGGCGGUGGGCUGCAUUUUUGCUGAGCUGUUAUCUUUACGGCCCAUCUUCAAAGGAGAAGAAGCCAAGAUGGAUUCAAAGAAGACAGUGCCAUUUCAAAGGCACCAGAUGCAGAAGAUCGUCGACAUUAUGGGCCUACCAACGAAGGAUAAGUGGCCGCUUUUGGUCUCGAUGCCAGAAUAUGCCAACCUUUCUUCGCUCCAUGCCCCGGUACAGCCGAAUGGCAAGCCAGCAGGCUCCAAGCUCGAGAGCUGGUAUUACUCAACCAUUGGGCAGCAUUCGGGAACUUCUCAGCCAGCCUCCUCCUCCCUAGGCGCCGAGGGGUAUAAACUGCUAGCAGGCUUGCUGGAAUACGAUCCUGAUAAGCGGCUUACGGCUCAACAAGCAUUGGAGCACCCGUUCUUCAGCACAGGUGACAAGGUUUCCAGUAACUGUUUCGAGGGCAUGAAGACAGAAUAUCCCCAUCGCCGGGUGAGCCAGGAUGACAAUGACAUCCGCACUGGCAGUCUGCCAGGGACGAAACGGAGUGGCCUCCCUGACGACACACUGGCACGUCCUUCCAAACGAAUGAAGGAGAAUUAAGCAUCACGUGAUUUAUCUAAAGUCUGGAGUAUGUGGUAGCAAGAUACCUAAGGAUUUGGGGAGCGAUUGAGAGUUGCUUGUUGGCGUUGCAUGAUGUGGGUAUCAUUUUUGUACAUGAGCUGCAACACGUAUACCAUGGGUGGGGAUUAGUUGGCGUUACGGGAUCAAUCGCCAUCCAACGGCAUGGAUGCGGAGGCGAAAGAGAGUAUUGAAGCUGUUGAAUGUAUAUUUGCUACUAUAGUCUUAUCUAAUGCCAAUACUUGUAUUGUAGACUACUCAGGAUUAUAG